This is a messenger RNA of Pseudovirgaria hyperparasitica, 327 nucleotides long. RefSeq lists its product as uncharacterized. NCBI's taxonomy places the organism in Eukaryota, Fungi, Ascomycota, Dothideomycetes, Acrospermales, Acrospermaceae. The coding region runs from base 35 to 226 and encodes 63 amino acids. The record is from RefSeq and is a predicted model, not a curated record. The transcript has a single exon.
CCCAGAACCACUACCCAAGCGCCCCUUUACUAUCAUGGCGUCCUAUGAUCUCCACCAUCCAAAGCCUGAAUUCUCGGAUUCAUGCUCCCCUGUUCCUCUUUCGCAUCAAGGCAAACAGAUCUUGUAUCUGUUCCCCACGGACGCAGUCCUGUUCAUGGGGUUGUCAUACUUGUAUCCGUGGACAUCGCCUGCCAUGCUCUUCUUCGGUGCUUUAUCGUUGUGUUGAUGAUCGUCAUAGACGUGUGGUGGUGGUGGUGGUGGUGGUAGUGGUGAUGAUGAUCAUGAUCUGAUAACGACGCUCGCCGGCACGCUUUCCGUGACAAUGAG